CGAGCGCGCCGCUUUCCGUUGUUGCCACGGCAACUGGGCGGUGCGAGUGCCCGCGGGAAGGAGGCGCCCACAUUCCUCCCCGCGAGCCCAGGGGAUUGAGAAGUGGCCAUCCAUCCCUGAGCUCCCAGCCCCGGAGGCCUCGGGCCAUGGGCCGGAUCUCGGGGCUCGUGCCCUCUCGUUUCCUGACGCUCCUGGCGCACCUGGUGGUCGUCAUCACCUUAUUCUGGUCCCGGGACAGCAACAUCCAGGCCUGCCUGCCUCUCACGUUCACCCCCGAAGAGUACAGGGAGCAGGACAUGCAGCUGGUGGCAGCGCUCGCUGUCACCCUGGGCCUCUUCGCAGUGGAGCUGGCCGGUUUCUUCUCAGGAGUUUCCAUGUUCAACAAUACCCAGAGCCUCAUCUCCAUCGGGGCUCACUGUAGUGCAUCUGUGGCCCUCUCCUUCUUCAUAUUUGAGCGCUGGGAGUGCACCAUGUACUGGUACAUUUUCGUCUUCUGCAGUGCCCUCCCGGCUGUCACUGAAACAGCAUUAUUCAUCAGCGUCUUUGGGCUGAAAAAGAAACCGUUCUGAUUACCUUCAUGAGAGCAUGAAGAAAGGCUGGAGGAGCAUUCGCCGUUCCUGGAAGGAGGAACCCCGCCCC
This is a messenger RNA of Myotis myotis, 639 nucleotides long. RefSeq names its product transmembrane protein 107 (gene TMEM107). The coding region runs from base 147 to 569 and encodes 140 amino acids. NCBI's taxonomy places the organism in Eukaryota, Metazoa, Chordata, Mammalia, Chiroptera, Vespertilionidae. Gene Ontology annotation, cellular component: MKS complex. Gene Ontology annotation, biological process: non-motile cilium assembly; protein localization to ciliary transition zone. The transcript has 5 exons. The record is from RefSeq and is a predicted model, not a curated record.